Messenger RNA from Limulus polyphemus (Atlantic horseshoe crab), 807 nucleotides. RefSeq names its product synaptic vesicle 2-related protein-like. Lineage: Eukaryota; Metazoa; Arthropoda; Merostomata; Xiphosura; Limulidae. Gene Ontology annotation, molecular function: transmembrane transporter activity. Gene Ontology annotation, cellular component: membrane. The annotation marks the transcript as partial. The transcript has 7 exons. Gene Ontology annotation, biological process: transmembrane transport. The record is from RefSeq and is a predicted model, not a curated record.
AUGGUGUUAUAUAUGGAAUUCCUUCCAACCAAAAGACGCGGCCAGGCAACAAUAUCACUUGGUAUAUUCUGGGGCGUCGGUUCACUUCUUGUAGUGUUAAUCUCCAUGACAGUGAUGGAAACUACAAACUCGUGGCGAAUUGUCUUACUUGUUGCUGUCAUUCCUGUUGCCAUCUUCCUCGUCUUAUCGAAGGGAUAUCCAGAAAGUGCACGUCACAUGCUUGUCAGUGGUAAGGUCAAAGAAGCUGAAAAAGUCCUGUCAAACAUGGCAGCAACAAACAAGAAGUCUCUUCCUGCUGGUAAGCUGGUGCCGUCCCCCGUAGGUUUGGAGAAAGGUUCCGUCAUUAAUCUUAUUAAAGACCAAAAGCAACUGUUUAUUAUCUUGAGUUAUGCCUGGAUUUCCUUAACGUUCACCUACUACGGUAUAACACUACUGUCUCCAGAAGUGAUUCUACAUGGAGGGUUGUCUUUUAAUGCUAGCCAACCAGAAGAAACUGAGAUGCAGAAUACGACCGUUAACACUAGUCUUUCACAUAAUUACCUACCAUGUAAACCAUUUACGAUACUUGACUAUCUAAACUUACUUUGGAUUACAGCAGCAGAAUUGCCUGGUAUAGUCCUCAGUUGGUUCCUAGUCGAAAGAUUCUUCAGAAGAAGAUUAAUGUUACUGUUUUUCUUGGUUUACGCUGCGUCCGUUUCGUUAUUAUUGGUAGACAACUUACCGACAGCGAUUUCUCUGAUCUUAUUGUUUGUGGGGAGAACUUCUGUUAUGGGCUGUUUCCAGAUUUAUGUUUUGUACACGUUAGAG